This is a messenger RNA of Prorocentrum cordatum, 1220 nucleotides long. NCBI's taxonomy places the organism in Eukaryota, Dinophyceae, Prorocentrales, Prorocentraceae. The record is from the annotation of a GenBank genome assembly.
GUGCAUAAGGAUCACUCCUCUUCUUCUUCUUCUUCUUCUUCUCCUCGUCCUCCGUCCGUGGUAGGCUGGGCCCAAUCUUUUCUUUGAUUCGAGCUUACGGAUGGCAUACGUUGGUUCUGAGUGCGUGGAUGAUGGCCUGGAAUGCAUGUGCCAAUCAGCGGAGAACCACAGGCAUCACGUGUGCAACAGCUUGGACUGGGCUUGGCAUCGUCUGCAGCAUGGCGGGCUCCGUGCGCAGCUUCGUGUCUCGAAGCAGGCCGUCACGUGCAAGCCAGCUGCCGUAUGUCGUGAAGCCGUUGCGGGGUGACCAGAGGUUUCAGAGAGGUCGGAGCUGGCAGGCUGUUCAGGCCCGUGCUGCUCGCGUGCCUGCGCUGCCAAGUGGCCGGAGGUUGCAGAUCGCAGAGGGGGUGGAGGGUUCAGACGUACUGGGCAGUCGUGUGUGGCCAUGCGCCGCCUCCAUGUGCAGCUGGCUUCGGGAACAUGCGGUGCAAGUUGAGUCGUCGAAUGUGCUCGAGGUUGGCAGCGGUACUGGAGUGGUGGGCCUGUUCGCUGCCGCUCUCGGGGCUGCCCACGUCACCUUGAGCGACGGCGGGCCUCAAUCGUUGGAGCGUCUGGCUCGGCACAAUGUCGCGGUCAACCAGGAAGCUGGCCUCAUCCCGGCGUCGGCCGAUGUGCGCGUGGUGAGCUUCCAGUGGGGCGAGUCCGCACCGAGACUGGGCGGAGGCCGUGCGUGGGACUGGGUGCUGGGCUCCGACGUCACGUACUCCCGUGGGUCGCAUGCGAUGCUGUGUGACGCGCUUGCCGCGCUGCUGUCCGAGUGCGGCGGUCGGGCUCCUCCCCGGGUGCUGGUGGCACACGAGCACAGGGGCCUCGUGACAGAUCUGACGCGGCCUCGCGUUGAUGGGCAGCUGGAGCACUUUCAGCAGGCUGCAUUCGAGCGCCGCUUGAGUGUUCGCGUGCUGCGCAGCGAGACACUGGGAGAACAUGCCAUAGGCUCUCCGAAGGUGUCUCUCCUAGAGGUCCAGCAGCUGGAGGCGAAUACCGCGCAGUGACAGAUCCUUCUCCUCCACCCUUUCUUGUCCUCAAGAGUGGCAGCCCUUUUCGGGACUGCUUCGGCCAUCUUGGGGCUUCAAGAGUGGGACGGGAAAUUCUUGACGGCCUCUUCAUGCCCUUUUCGUGCCUUCUUCGGCCAUCUUGGGGCUCCUUGGGUGACAUUUUUG